AUGCAUUUAACUGAAGAAUUUCAUGAUGUAAAUCGUGACCUCAUUGAUUCUGAUGAGGAUGUUGAAGUAGUUUGGGCUGAUCCUCCUCUAGUUGCUACAACGGAAAAGGAUCACCAUGUUACUUGCACUAAAUGGACUAAAGCUCAUCCAAUUGAACAGAUCGUUGGAGAUCCAAGUAGUGGGGAGACUAGAAGAACCACAAGUAAACAUGGCUUAAACGUCACCUUCUUAUUACUGAUUGAACUGAAGAAGAUUGACGAGGCUAUGCCCCCUACUUAUGUGGAUCCCCUAAACAUAACUGCAAUGGCAUGCCCUGCUCUGCCUCUCUGCCCUCUUGCCAUAACUGAAGCUGAGCGUGGGAUUCCUGACCUCCUUAAGCGGGUUCGGGCUGUAUUUGAGAAGGUGGGUCUCCCGUAUAACGAAUCCAUAGUAGUAAGAGUUACUGGUUGCCCUAAUGGUUGUGCCCGGCCUUACAUGGCUGAACUCGGAUUAGUUGGUGAUGGUCCUAACAGCUAUCAGAUCUGGCUUGGGGGGACACCAGCUCAAACUUCACUAGCCAGAACUUUCAUGAACAAGGUUAAGAUUCGCGACCUUGAGAAGGUGUUCGAACCAUUAUUCUACAGCUGGAGAUUGAACAGGAAAUCUAAGGAAUCAUUUGGCGACUUCACAAAUCGCAUGGGAUUUGAGAAACUUCAAGAAGUAGUUGACAAGUGCCAAGGAGUACCAAAAUCGUCAUCAAGAUAUUACUUGAAGCUUUUUACAGACAAGGAAACAUAUGAAGCUGUGGAUGCACUUGCAAGGAUUGAGAAUAAGAGUGCUCACCAACUGGCAAUGGAGGUCAUUCGUAAUUAUGCUGCUUCCCAGCAUAAUGGCAAAGGCCAGUAAGAUCAUGAAUGUCAGAGCAGCGAGUAUUUUUGUUCUACCAUUUUGCUCUUCUCUCGAUAUUCAUGGAAAUGACCAGAAUAAGAGUAUGUUUUAGUGUGUUUCAAUUUAGCCGUUGAUUCAGAUUUAUAUCUGUGUAUGUCGUUACUGUUGGAACGCUUGUUUUGACAUUUUGUUUUUCUAUCUUCUUAGAGUAGUAUUUGGUUUUGAGUCUGACCCAAAUGAGGAUCUGAGUUCUCAGGUCCAAGGGAAAUGGAUUUGGUUUUGUUUGAAGUAGUCUGAUGUUGUCAUCUGGUGUUUAUAUCAAUAAAUUUCUAGAUGUUAAAA
Molecule: messenger RNA, 1209 nt
Organism: Erigeron canadensis
Lineage: Eukaryota; Viridiplantae; Streptophyta; Magnoliopsida; Asterales; Asteraceae
Product: sulfite reductase 1 [ferredoxin], chloroplastic-like
Exons: 5
Coding region: 1-885 (294 amino acids)
Biological process (GO): sulfate assimilation
Cellular component (GO): chloroplast stroma; sulfite reductase complex (NADPH)
Molecular function (GO): iron-sulfur cluster binding; sulfite reductase (ferredoxin) activity; heme binding
Source: RefSeq, a predicted model, not a curated record